AUGAAGUUCGACACUAGCAUUCUUCUUGCCUCUUUGGCUGCUUCCGCCGCCGCCGCUCCAGCUGCUAGGCCCAACAAUGUUGCUAUUGAGAAGCGCUUCCCUGACGGAACCGCAGCCCAGCAACUUCCUGCACACUUCAUUUCCACCGUCCGCAGGCUCACAAGCGAGAAGAUUAAGACCAAGCGUCAGCUCGAUGGUCUCCUCGGCAGUCUGAAUGGCGGCGGCCUUGGUGAUCUCCUUGGAGGACUGACUGGCGGCGGUGGUGGUAACGACGAAAACGCUCAGGCGGAUUCUGGGAAUGCUCAGGAGGGUUCUGGCAACGCCCAGGAGGGUUCUGGCAAUGCUCAGGAGGGUUCUGGAAACGCUCAGGAGGGUGCUGGCAACAAUCAGAAUGCCAAUGCUGGUGCUGGUGCUGAGAACGGUGCAGCAAACAAUGGCACUGAGGCUGCUGGAGCUGGAAAUGCCGCUGCGGGUAAUGGGCAGGCUCAGAUCGAGGGAGAGGAUGAGCAGGCUCAGGGAAAUGCCGCUGAUGAAGGUGAUAUUCAGAUCAAUGGAUUCGCAGGAAAUGAUGCGCAAGCUGCUGGACAGCAAAACGCUGGUUCUGCUGCCGCCCAGCAGGGACAGGCUGGUACUGCCAACACUGCUUCUGCCCAGAAAGGAGCAGAAAACGCGGAUGCAGCUGCUGCUCAGCAAGGCCAGGCACAGGCGGGCAAUGCUAACGCAGCCUAUGGUCAGCAAAACCAGGCAGCUAAUGCAGGAAAUGCCAAUGCUGCCUCUGCUGAGCAGGCCCAAGGUCAAGCUGGCAAUGCCAACAAUGGUGGUGCUCAGCAAGGACAGGCAGCUAACGCUGGAAAUGCCAAUGCUGGAAAUGCCGACGCUGGAAAUGCCAAUGCUGGAAAUGCCGACGCUGGAAACGCCAACGCUGGAAACGCCAAUGCUGGAAAUGCCAACGCUGCCUCUGCUGAGCAAGCCCAAGGCCAAGCUGGUGAUGCCAACAACGCCGCUGCCCAACCAUGUGCCGGCGCUGCUGGCGCUGCUGGCGCUGGUAAUGCCAAUGUAGCAGACGCCCAGCAAGCCCAGUCUGGCAACGCCGGCAACGCUGGUGCCGCAUCCGCUCAGCAGACUCAAGGCCAGAACCAAGCCGGUUCCGCCCAAGCCUCUGGUAACGCUGCCAACAAGGGCGCCACUGCAGCCGGCAAGGCUGAUUCUGCACUUGCGGACUCCCAGGAGGAGGACUAA
Molecule: messenger RNA, 1239 nt
Organism: Bipolaris maydis ATCC 48331
Lineage: Eukaryota; Fungi; Ascomycota; Dothideomycetes; Pleosporales; Pleosporaceae
Source: RefSeq, a predicted model, not a curated record